Messenger RNA from Gasterosteus aculeatus aculeatus (three-spined stickleback), 1754 nucleotides. It is a transcript of the gene tmtops3b, whose product is annotated as teleost multiple tissue opsin 3b. Gene Ontology annotation, cellular component: membrane. Lineage: Eukaryota; Metazoa; Chordata; Actinopteri; Perciformes; Gasterosteidae. The record is from RefSeq and is a predicted model, not a curated record. Gene Ontology annotation, biological process: G protein-coupled receptor signaling pathway. Gene Ontology annotation, molecular function: G protein-coupled receptor activity.
UCAGGGUCUUCGGCAUCUCACCAGUUAAUACUAGCAGUCAGAGUGUGUUCUUGGCUCAUCCUCUGAGUCAACCACAGCUUGUAUAAUUGAUAUGUUGGCUCGGUUAUUUAGGUCCCCAAUCUGGUCGAGAAUAACGAAACAGAAUAAAGAUGUGUCAGAGUGGUCAUCUCCAGGAGAACGUCAUUGUCUGCAUCUUUGUUUGACCAUUUUCUUUCUUUCAUUCUCUCUUUGUGGCUGUGUCCUUGAUCCUACUGAAGUCAUCCAUGAGCGAUAACCAGGUUGCCAUGGUGAUCCUCCUGCAGCAUAGCAACAACCUCAGCACCGGGCUCAGCUCCUUGUCGGAUCCCGCGCUGGGCCGGGCUGGUCACACCGCGGCGGCCGUGGUCCUCGGACUCAUCCUGGUCCUGGGCUUCCUCGGUAACUUCCUUGUGCUCAUGGUGUUCUCGCGCUUCCCCGGUCUGGUGACUCCGGUGAACGUGCUGCUGAUCAAUAUCAGCGCGAGCGACAUGCUCGUCUGCAUCCUCGGGACCCCCCUUAGCUUCGCGGCCAGCGUGGGCGGCAGGUGGCUGACCGGGUCUUACGGGUGCCGGUGGUACGGAUUCUCCAACGCGUUUUUUGGUAUAGUAUCUCUGGUGUCUCUCUCUCUGCUGUCCUUGGAGCGGUACUCUGCUGUGCUUGGCAGAACCCACUCAAACUCGGACUCCUCUCAGUACCGCCGGGCCUGGCUGGCUGUAGCGGCUUCCUGGCUCUACUCUCUGGUCUGGACUCUUCCGCCGCUGCUGGGCUGGAGCAGCUAUGGGCCGGAGGGUCCCGGCACCAUCUGCUCCGUUCAGUGGCACAAGCGCUCCACCGCAGCGCGCUCCUACAUCGGCUGUUUGUUUGUCUUCUGCCUGCUGCUGCCGCUCUUGCUCAUGCUCUUCUGCUAUGGGAGGAUCUUGUUGGCCGUGCGAGCGGUCGCAAGACAGGUGAGCAGAAUCAAUCAGUCCUCAGCUGAGAGGAGGGAAGGCCGUGUCCUUUUAAUGGUGGUCUCCAUGGUGACAGGCUACCUGUUGUGCUGGAUGCCAUACGGUGUUGUGGCGAUGCUCGCCUCCUUUGGAAAGCCCGGCGUGGUGUCGCCUGCUGCCAGUUUGAUCCCGUCCCUGCUGGCAAAGACCAGCACCGUCCUCAACCCUGUUAUUUAUGUGCUGCUCAACAAGCAGUUCUCCCGGUGUCUCCUGAACACGAUCAGGUGCGGCUCAGAAGCUCCUCCCACCCAAGCUCAACACACACUGGCCAGCAGAAGGGGUGUCUGGCGUCCCCCACCAACAGAGGAACAAAACACAGUGCACGUCAUGUUCACAUCCAGAGACCAGCAGCUACAGCAGCCUGCGCUGGUGCUAGUGGCUCAAUACGCAACAUAGAGGUCAGAGGUCAACUUAGUUUGAUGAUCAACAAAGACAUUACAAUUCAAAUUUCCACUUAAUUUCACCUAUUUUUGAACAAAAAUGUAAUAAAUAUACUACAGGAAUUAUUUUAGUUCUAGAAAUGUUUGUUCUUGUGGACCAUGCGGCUUUAUUGAGUAUUCGUAGCCGUUUAUCACAGCAGCAGAUAUGCAUGUUGGCCAUCAAUGUCAGAGUAUAACUGGACUGACUAACCCCGGUCCACUGAACUAGUUCUAUGGUCUAAUAGGCAUAUCAUUAUACGUUUUUUUUCUUUCUCACCAAACAGCCGUAUCUCACGUUUAAAUUUGUCACAUUAAAGUCAAACAAGUCUGA